Nasonia vitripennis (jewel wasp) is the source of this 2531-nucleotide messenger RNA. RefSeq lists its product as uncharacterized. Gene Ontology annotation, molecular function: zinc ion binding. Lineage: Eukaryota; Metazoa; Arthropoda; Insecta; Hymenoptera; Pteromalidae. The record is from RefSeq and is a predicted model, not a curated record. The transcript is spliced from 4 exons. Bases 525 to 2114 code for a protein of 529 amino acids. Gene Ontology annotation, cellular component: nucleus.
CAUCGAGUUUUCAUCUACAUGAUUCUGUGGUCAUUGGAGAAUUCGAUCUGUGAACGUGAGAAGCGCAUCUAUGUAAUGUCUGUAUUCGUGUUGCUAGCUCCGAUUCGUUUUGUUGACAUCGUUCGUCAUCGUUUCUGUUUUUCUGUGUUUUUCUGUUCAUCUCCGAAAUGACUUUGGCGUAGUUAAAAAGCAAAUUUCUAAAAACAUAUAGUUGCUCAACAGCAAAACAGAAAAACGGAAACGACGACGAACGAUGUCGGCAAAACGAACUGGAGCAAGGCAUAUGAAUACAAACAUUACAUAGAUGCGCUUCUCACGUUCACAGAUCGAAUUCUCCAAUGACCACAGAAUCAUGUAGAUGAAAACUCGAUGACAAAGUUGGACGCGGUACGGCUACAUGGUAAGGGGUAGGGAAGUACAAUCAUGUGGAAUCUCCCUCAGAUUAGCUGCAGAGCCUACAGAGAUUUCGCUUGAAAUUAGUCAUCAGCUUUUAUCAUGUACGUACUACAGUAACACUAGUCUUGAUGGCGUCGAUUAUGUAUGAUAAAAAGAAGCUUAAAAAUAAAAAACACUACGCCGAAAGAGGGAUAGAUAAUAGAGAGUAUAACAUAAUGAAGGAGAAGCACAAUCAGCUAUGCAGACUUUGCGCCGAGAGCAAAUCAGGCCUCGUCGGCAUCUACAAGAUUGAGGGCCGAACUCUCAAAAUCGAGAGCAAAAUCGCCAAGUGCCUUCACAUACAGUUAUUCUGUUUACAGGUUUUUUUGGACGAUCUUCUGCCACUGUCCGUAUGUCAUGAAUGCUGUACACUAUUGAACAUAUGCAACGAUUUCUAUGAAAAAGCUAAUGACGCGCAGUGUAACCUUCAUGAUAUGCUGGUAUCUAAAGAAACUUCACAGAGUAGAGCCGUGUCUGAAGUCAAGUCAAAUUCUGUUGAAAAGACCGGGGACACUUCUAAAGGAGAGACGAUAGAAGUAGAGGUAGACUUAGUUCCAGAAGAGAUUGCAGAUGACGAAGAAUACUCUGACAGUGGAAAUAAUGAUACUGGAGAAAGGGAUCAGAUAUCUCAAACAGAAGUGAAGGAUGGUAAAGAUAAUGAUAGUAAGAGUGCAACAGAAAAUGGAUCUCUUAACCAGAAUAAUAAAAAAAAAGUUAAGAGGAAAAGUAGUUCAAAUGAAACAAAUGAGAAUGCAAAAAAAGCAAAAUAUUGUGGUACAAAUGAUAAAAGAGCUGAUGGGAAUCCUUUAUCUAAGAGAGAGAUGGGCCCUGGUUGCGAUUCUUCAUGCCGAUUUAAAUGCCAAACAAAAGUCACAUAUGAAGAGCGGGUUCAGUUAUUUGAAGAAUUUUGGAAUAUAGGUAAUCAUAGUUUGCAAUGGCGUUACAUUGACAAAAUGUUGCAUUGGAGUGAACCUCAGAACAGGACGGAACAACAAAAGAAUGUAGAAGGUCUAAGAAAAAAAUUUUCAUAUCAUUACUUCCUUGAUCUUGGCACGAAAAAGCAAAAAGUUUGCCAAACAAUGUUCCUGGAUACCUUUGAUAUUAGUGGUGCUUGGAUCAGAACAAUUGCCAAGAAGAAAAUAAAUGGGGAGUUUACACUAAGUGAUAUGCGAGGAAAACAUAAUAACAAACCUAAAAGAAUACCAGUGGAAAUUAGAAACUCCGUCGAUGAACACAUAAGAUCAUUUCCAAAAAUUAAAUCGCACUGCUGCGGAGAGUCGAUACAAAGGGAGUAUUUGGAUGCGACGUUAAAUAUCAAGAAAAUGUAUACGAUGUACAAAAGCUGGAUGGAAAGCACGGGUAGAAAAGAAAUAGCGAGCGAACAUUGCUACCGCGAUACGUUCAAUAAUAGCUACGAUUUGUCUUUUCAUAGGCCAAAAAAAGAUCAGUGCGAAUUAUACAUAGAGCAUAAAUUUCGAAGUGAUGAAAGAAAGCAAAAACAAGAGACGCAUGAUGUAAAAGAUUCACAAAAUUUAAUGGACCAAAGUUCGAUUCCUGAACAACAAAGUUUGAUACCUGAACAACAAAGUUGGAUUCCUGAACAGCAAAGUUUGAUUCUUCAUCAGCAAAGUUCGAUCCCUCAUCAACAAUAUCAUGAUUAUUAUAGCACAAUAUUAUAAAUUGAUAAAUUUUUGCAUUCACUGCUAAAUAUUCAUGUAAAGAGAGGAAGAGACUGUUAUUAUUAACAGCUAUUCAAUUUAAAAGUUGUUACGUAAAUAUUAAGUACAGUGUACAUAUACAUACAGAUAUAUAGUUCUACUUUUGUAUCAGUAUUUGCUUUUUUGUUUUCUAUAAUACUUAUUCUUGUACAUGCGUACACGUAUACGUACGCGCGCGCGCCUACAUGUUCAACACAUUGUUCAUUUACAGCGAACUAUUAAUAACAAUUAGAUUUACAAUAAAGGUAUACAUUUUGUUUGCAAGCGUACUCGCCGCGGCGAGAUUACGUUUAGUUUAUUUCAUGUCUUCGAGAUGCCUGAAGUAUUUGUCAUUUAUUUAUCUCUUCGAAAGAAUAAUAAAGUUUGUUCUAAAAAAUA